Aspergillus affinis is the source of this 918-nucleotide messenger RNA. RefSeq names its product carnitine:acyl carnitine antiporter. Gene Ontology annotation, cellular component: mitochondrial envelope. Lineage: Eukaryota; Fungi; Ascomycota; Eurotiomycetes; Eurotiales; Aspergillaceae. The transcript has 3 exons. The record is from RefSeq and is a predicted model, not a curated record. Gene Ontology annotation, molecular function: O-acyl-L-carnitine transmembrane transporter activity. Gene Ontology annotation, biological process: mitochondrial transport; carnitine transmembrane transport. The coding region runs from base 1 to 918 and encodes 305 amino acids.
AUGUCUUCCGCCUCUGCUUCCACCCCCGACACCAUUCGUGAUGAUGUCAAGGUCGCCGAGACGAAGUCCGUCAACCAGACUGUUGCGCAAAUCCGUUCUCUAGCGGCCGGCGCGGCCGGCGGUAUCUGUGCCGUGGUGGUUGGACAUCCGUUCGAUCUGGUCAAAGUGCGACUGCAGACGGCCGAGAAGGGGGUUUACAAGGGCGCGAUGGAUGUCGUGAAGAGGACGGUUGCCCGUGAGGGGCUGGCUCGAGGUUACGAUCUUGGUAAGACGCUCGUCAGCAACUUCUCCCCCGUGCGCGUGGAGAACAACACCCCCCAGUACACCAUUGGUCAGAUUUCCGCCGCCGGGUUCUUCUCGGCCAUUCCCAUGACCCUGAUUACGGCCCCCUUCGAGCGAGUCAAGGUCCUACUGCAGAUCCAGGGCCAGAACCCGCCGCCACCCGGCCAGAAACCCAAGUACUCCGGCGGUCUGGACGUGGUGCGACAGCUGUACAAGGAGGGCGGUAUUCGCAGCGUGUUCCGCGGCAGCGCCAUGACCCUGGCUCGUGACGGACCUGGAUCGGCGGCCUAUUUUGCCGCGUACGAGUACAUCAAACGGUCGCUGACGCCCAAGGACGAGAACGGUAACGUCACCGGAGAGCUAUCGAUGCCGGCCGUCUUGACUGCCGGCGGUGCGGCAGGGAUCGCUAUGUGGAUUCCCGUCUUCCCUGUUGACACGAUCAAAUCGCGUCUGCAGAGCGCCCCCGGACGGCCGACGAUCGGCGGCACCAUUCGCUCCGUGUAUGCCAGUGGCGGCUUCAAAGCCUUCUUCCCUGGGUUCGGACCGGCUUUGGCCAGAGCCGUGCCUGCUAAUGCAGCUACUUUCGCCGGAGUCGAAGUCGCUCACAAGUUCAUGAAGAAGUUUUUUGAUGACUAG